Populus nigra (black poplar) is the source of this 781-nucleotide messenger RNA. Its product is annotated as PHD finger-like domain-containing protein 5A. Gene Ontology annotation, cellular component: U2 snRNP; precatalytic spliceosome; U12-type spliceosomal complex. Gene Ontology annotation, biological process: mRNA splicing, via spliceosome. Lineage: Eukaryota; Viridiplantae; Streptophyta; Magnoliopsida; Malpighiales; Salicaceae. The transcript has 2 exons. The record is from RefSeq and is a predicted model, not a curated record. Bases 175 to 507 code for a protein of 110 amino acids.
AAAGUUCGUGUCGUUUCUCGAGUGUUCGUUCUCUAUAAGCCCAUCUACAAAGUCCCAAACAGAAAGUGUUCUCUCGCUCCCUCUCUGCAAAAAGAGAAGCAACAGUCUCAAAUCGAUUCCAGCAGUUGUGGUUGUCUCAGGUGCAAGUAGCAACACUAAGAUCUUGAAGAAAUCAUGGCGAAGCAUCAUCCUGAUUUGAUUAUGUGCCGGAAGCAGCCAGGAAUUGCUAUUGGACGCCUUUGCGAGAAGUGCGAUGGAAAAUGUGUAAUCUGCGACUCCUAUGUGCGUCCUUGCACACUUGUGCGAGUAUGUGAUGAGUGCAACUAUGGAUCCUUCCAAGGCCGGUGUGUUAUUUGUGGAGGAGUGGGAAUCUCAGAUGCCUACUAUUGCAAAGAGUGCACUCAACAGGAGAAGGAUAGGGAUGGGUGUCCAAAAAUUGUUAAUUUAGGGAGUGCCAAAACAGAUCUGUUCUAUGAACGUAAGAAAUAUGGUUUUAAGAAACGAUGAUGAGCAGUGGGUCUUGAGAUUGUAUCUGCUGAUAUUACCCCUCACUGGUGCACUCAAUCUAAAAUGUCGAAACUAGUUUUUAAGUCUUGAGAUUGUAUCUGCUGAUAUUACCCCUAGUCGUUUUGAAAACAAUAUUGAUUACUGAAGUUGUCGCGUAAUGCAAUGGACCUGGAUUGUAUUGGAGCCGUAUCUUGUCUCUUAUGAUGUCAUGAAUUCUAUCUUCUUGUUUAUAAUCUAAUUGACUUGGAUUUAUUUCCAGGCAUGUUGGCAAUUA